Molecule: messenger RNA, 1160 nt
Organism: Sorex fumeus (smoky shrew)
Lineage: Eukaryota; Metazoa; Chordata; Mammalia; Eulipotyphla; Soricidae
Gene: OSER1
Product: oxidative stress responsive serine rich 1
Exons: 4
Coding region: 157-1023 (288 amino acids)
Biological process (GO): cellular response to hydrogen peroxide
Source: RefSeq, a predicted model, not a curated record
CCCCCGCCCCGUCCCCGGCGCUGGUUUGGAUCCGGGUCAGCCGGGCGCCGCGGUCGCGGAGAGGCGAGCCCGAGUGCGGGGACCGGGGUCGGCGGCGCGCCGCCCGCUGCGUGGAGUAUUGACGGGAACAUCGGUAGUAGUGUAAAAACUUUCACAAUGAAAUCUGAAGCCAAAGAUGGAGAGGAGGAGAGUCUUCAAACCGCUUUCAAGAAAUUAAGAGUGGAUGCAUCAGGGGCCAUAGCAGCUCUGUCUGUCGGAGAAGGCACAGGUGUCCGAGCGUCGGGCAGAACAGCAGCGGAUGACACCAAGCCCAAGACCACGUGUGCUUCGAAGGAUAGUUGGCAUGGGUCGACACGGAAGUCAUCUCGAGGGGUCGUGAGAACGCAGCGGCGCCGGCGCUCCAAGUCUCCCGUCCUGCACCCUCCGAAGUUUAUCCACUGCAGCCCCCUGGCUGCCCCCGGCGGCCAGCUCAAGCACAGGAGCCAGAGUGACUCUGCCGACGGCAGCAGCGGCCUGGGCCUCCCGGCGCCGAAGGAGUUCAGUGCCAGCGAGGGGCCCGCUCCGCUCCAGGCCGGCCACACCGGACCCGCGGUGGAGCCUUCGGUCCCGAGGCUCCCGUCCGAGGGUCCACAGGAGGACUGCCCUGCCGCCGCCGACGGCUGCCCUGCAAGUCUCCCGGCCGGCGAGCUCUCGGACUUUCGGUCCGUCUCCAGGCUACACCAGGGCAAGCCGUGUGCCUGCCUGGGCGCCGAGUGCCAGUGCAGGCGGUGGCAGGACAUGGAAGUGUACUCCUUCUCGGGCCUGCAGAGCGUGCCGCCCCUGGCCCCGGAGCGCCGGGCCGCGCUCGAGGACUACUCGCAGUCGCUCCACACCCGGACUCUGGCCGGUUCCCCGCGCUCCUGCUCCGAGCAGGCGCGCGUCUACGUGGACGACGUGACCAUCGAGGACCUGUCGGGCUACAUGGAAUAUUACUUGUAUAUUCCCAAGAAGAUGUCCCACAUGGCAGAGAUGAUGUACACCUGAUAGCAGAGAAGCCGGUCCGUGCUUCCGACCAAUGAAGGGUUGUCCGAGGCGGAGCUGACGGCCGACCUCGCGGCCACGGUGUGAGAAGACACCUCCUGCUCACUGUGCUUGCAAUAAAAACUUUUCUUGGCAUCUCA